UACCGUUAACGUUGUCCUUCCUACGGGUUGAUGCUUAUUCCUAGCGCUUCUUUAGAAUUGAUUGUUACAGUAGGUACACGCCCUUGUGUCCUGAGUAGUGCUUACAAAAGUAGGCAAAGAUGCCAAGCGUAGACGUUAUACAACCAGCAAAUCCGCCGCCAGAAGAAGAGGAGGAGGAGCCCGAGGAGCUUUCAUGGAAUCUCGGAUUUGUGGAGGAGCCGGAGAAGCCGCACCUGCUGCUGCGCCACCGCUUCCCCAGCAAAGUCGGAGGCAGGCCGGCCUGGCUGGACCCGGUUCACCUGCCCCCCCGGGAGAUGCUCACAUGCGGGGCUAGCGGCCGACCGCUGGACUUCCUGCUGCAGGUGUACGCCCCGGUUGACGCCAACCCGGUGGACGCCUUCCACCGCACCCUCUUCCUGUUCAUCAGCCCGGAGGGCAGCCGUCUGACCCAGCCGGGUGCCGUGCGGCUGCUGCGCUGCCAGCUGCCGCGCAACAACCCCUUCUACCCGCCCGAGCCGGCAAGGGAGCGGGACAAGUACCCGCCGCUGCUGAAGCCUUCAGAGCUGGAGGCCAGUCGCGAGCGCGACCCCUUCUGGCGCUCUGUGGAUGCUGAGCGGCCAGCCGCCUCCCCCUCCCCCGCCUCAGCGGGGCCCUCCGCCUCCUCACCCGCGUCUAAACGGAAAGGCGGCCGAGGCGGAGCGGCGGCAGCCGCUGCUGCUGCGGCAAGAGCAGCAGCAGCAGCAGCAGACACGGCCUCAGCAGCAGGGGGGCUGCAGGGUGGUGCGACGUCCUCAGCAUCAGCAGCAGGGGGCCCAGGGGCUGCUGCUGCUGCUGCUGCUGCGCCUCUGCCGCGAGUGGGGGUGCGGGGCCCGGGGGGGUUGUACCCCGAAUACGAGUUGGUGGUGGAGGCGGAGGCGGAGUUUGAGGAGGAGGAGGAG
Molecule: messenger RNA, 938 nt
Organism: Astrephomene gubernaculifera
Lineage: Eukaryota; Viridiplantae; Chlorophyta; Chlorophyceae; Chlamydomonadales; Astrephomenaceae
Source: the annotation of a GenBank genome assembly